Molecule: messenger RNA, 1302 nt
Organism: Pochonia chlamydosporia 170
Lineage: Eukaryota; Fungi; Ascomycota; Sordariomycetes; Hypocreales; Clavicipitaceae
Product: carboxylesterase family protein
Exons: 5
Coding region: 1-1302 (433 amino acids)
Molecular function (GO): carboxylic ester hydrolase activity
Source: RefSeq, a predicted model, not a curated record
AUGAACGCAACCCGCUUUGGUUUUGCGUGCCACCAGUUCGCAUACAGGGGCAUCUUCAGUGGCCCCAUUGCACCCAGCGUCCCAGAGUCGGAGGACUGCCUGAGCCUCAAUAUCUACGUCCCAAAGCGCCGUCGGGGCGAGCGAAAGAAGCUGCCAGUCUUUAUCUGGUCCUACGGCGGCGGCUUCGGCAUGGGCUCUGGCAGCGCCCCAUUAUAUAACCCGACUGACUUUGUUGCUGAGAAUAAGGACAUCAUCAUGGUCAGCUGGAAUUAUCGCACUACUAUUUUCGGCUUUCCUAAUUCACCAGCCCUUACGGCCCAGAACCUGGGCGUACGUGACCAGCGCCUCGCCCUUGAGUGGCUGCGCGACAACAUCGCAUCCUUUGGCGGCGACCCGAAGCGAAUGGUUCUUGGUGGGCAGUCUGCCGGCGCUAUCUCGGCACAUGCAAUGACUUAUGCGUAUCCCCAGGAUCCCAUUGUGUCUGCGCUUAUCCUCCAGAGUGGCACGGUCGAGCAGCUUGGGACGAAACGAGAAGGCCAGGACUUUGAGUUUGUGCGCGUCGCUCAGGCUGUCGGCUGCGCAAGCCAGGACCGGAAACAAGAGCUUGAAUGUAUGCGAAUGGUUGACGCUGAUAAGCUACAGCACGCCAUCUCAAACAAGACGUUAAACGAGAUCGGGUCACCGCACGGGGGAAUGCCUAUGGCGGAUGAUGUUGUCAUGUUCACCCCAGAGGAUGCCCGACGACGCUCAGAGGCAGGCAAAUUCGCUCGUCUACCCACGUUGAUCGGCACAAUGUUGAAUGAGGCCGAUUCAACCAUCCCUGAGUGGGAUCCAGUAAAGGGUGUCGACCGAGAGCUUAGCGACACGCUGACUAUGCAAGUCUUUGAGUGCAACGUGGCUCUCGAAGCUGGAUUCCGCGCUCAACACAAGGUCCCGGUGUGGCGAUAUUCAUACAGGGGCGUUUUCCCCGAAGUGACUCCCUAUCCAUGGGCGAGGGCUUACCACGCAGCUGAGACUGGCGUUCUCUUUGGAACAUAUGACUUGGUGAAAACCAACCCGGCGGCAAAUACCAACUCGACGACAAAAGAGGCUUCCAAGUUCCUGCAGCACAUGUUUGGGACAUUCGUGAGGGACCCCAUUCAUGGCCUCGCGGACAAGUACCGAAUGCCGCUCUUCCGCCCAAACACCUCAAGCUUGAUUGAGCUCUUCAAUGAGAACAAACCAACCUUUUCGUUGGGCAUGGAGCAGAAUCUGGCAACUUGUUGGUAUAUGACUAAGACAACUUCUGAGAAGACUACCUAG